AUGCUUGGUUUAACAAAUAAUGCAACUGCACAAAACGAUUUGAAGGAUGAAAGCGAUGUGUAUCAUGAUAUUGUUCAAUAUGAGUUCGUUGAUUCGUACAAAAACCUGACGAUAAAGACUAUUCUGGGAUUUCAACAUGCCGUUAAAUAUUGUCCCAAAGCUAAAUUCAUCCUGAAAGUCGACAGUGACGUGUAUGUUAAUGUUCCCGCGAUUUCGCAUCUUCUCCAUAACUAUGAAGAAAAUAAGACUGAACUACAUAUUCCAAAUGUCAAAGAAGCUGCUACGAAGCAGCAAAUGCCAACUAAUGUUUUAGAAAUUGUAAAAACGCAAGCAAAAAACGGAAUAUUUGGGCUGUUAUUGAACGAUUCUGCUCCAUUUAGAAUGGACGCUAGUCAUAAUAUAUUUCAGAAAUGGGUUGUUUCAAAAUCAGAAUAUCCCAGAGAUAAGUAUCCCGAUUAUCUCGAUGGACAUGGAUAUGUAUUACCGAUUAAUGUUGCUCGGGAAUUGGUCCAAGUGUCGCCGAGCGUUCCGUUCUUUCGACUUGAGGAUGUGUAUGUUGGGCUGUGUAUGGAAAGCCUUGGCUAUACAAUUGAACAUACCAGUGGGUUUUUACGACUUCCGACGCCAGUUACAACCUGUUCUCACAAGAACACGCAUGUGUAUCUCGUGCACGGCGUCAACGCAUCACGCAUGCGUACGGUAUGGGAGGCCAAGUGUCAUGACCAUGGUUUGGCUGCGAUUGAACUUGCAAACUGGAACAAUAGAUGGAUUAAAAUGACUACUUAA
This is a messenger RNA of Mya arenaria, 786 nucleotides long. RefSeq names its product beta-1,3-galactosyltransferase 5-like. Gene Ontology annotation, cellular component: membrane. The coding region runs from base 1 to 786 and encodes 261 amino acids. Gene Ontology annotation, molecular function: hexosyltransferase activity. NCBI's taxonomy places the organism in Eukaryota, Metazoa, Mollusca, Bivalvia, Myida, Myidae. The transcript has a single exon. The record is from RefSeq and is a predicted model, not a curated record.